Paramisgurnus dabryanus is the source of this 3179-nucleotide messenger RNA. It is a transcript of the gene dlgap5, whose product is annotated as discs, large (Drosophila) homolog-associated protein 5. Gene Ontology annotation, biological process: kinetochore assembly; signaling; mitotic spindle organization. The record is from RefSeq and is a predicted model, not a curated record. Gene Ontology annotation, molecular function: microtubule binding. Gene Ontology annotation, cellular component: nucleus; cytoplasm; spindle pole centrosome. Lineage: Eukaryota; Metazoa; Chordata; Actinopteri; Cypriniformes; Cobitidae.
AUUGGUAUCGGAAGAAAAACGUCACGCGAGUGACGCAUGUUGUCAUCCAAAUUUAACCAAUCAACGGAGUUUCUGCGCGUAGCGAGCAGCCAAUCAGAAAGGCCGUCUUCACUUUUCAAAACCUGCCCGCCAUCUUGCACGCUGAAGAAGACUUUUAGGGAGGUAAACGUUUGUUUACCGUAUGUUGGUUCGACAAGAUUAGUUCAUUUUUGGAUAUAUUGUUUUGUGAAGGCAGGGAGCCUACGAAUAUUAAGGAUGGACUCUCGCUUUGCUCACCUGUACAAGCGGGACAGCAGUGUGUCUAUGAUCAGACUGAAGAUGUCCAGACGAAGGUCUCAGUCUCAGAAAGAGAACCGAGAGAAGUUGCAGAACCUGCGCAGACAACUCGACCAGCUGCCUGAGAUUGAGCUGUCAAUGGAUGCAUCCUGCAUCAUAGCUACACAAGACAAUGCAUCCAAAACAAAGUCUGCUAAAGAUGUGAAUGCUGCAGCCGAGGAGAGAAAGAAGAUGCUUGCCCGUUACAAGGAGAACAAGACAUUGCAGAAAGAGAAAGAAAAGAGGGAGAAAGAGAAGAAAGGUGUGUUUAAGGUCAGCCUGUAUAAACCGCAGCCACUUGGGUAUCUGCCAUCAAACUCUGCUAGACCAGUCAAAGGCAAGAUCGCAGAGCCUAACCAGUCUACAAGAGUCACCCGUUCUAUGAUGCAAAACCAAAAGCUAACAGUUGAAAGACAAGCUGCUCCAAAGAAAGUGGAGAUGGCACCACCCAGCAGAGCGCCAACAAAGAACAACCCAAAACCGCUGGCCUCUACUAAAGGCAGAAUAGCUACAGUUGAACCUUCUAUAAGAGCUCCGACCACACGGUCAGUUUCUAAAACAAAACCCGCAGCUGUAACUAAUCCGGUUGCUGCAGAUACUAAAGCUCCCAAAACAAGAUCAACCAUGAAAUGUCCUUCAGCGCCCUCUUCAGGCAAAGAUAAAGCUGCACAAGGUGACACUAAAACAAAUGCUGAAAAUAAGCCUGCUGAGAAAAAGGACACUGCAGUUGAUUCUGGCGCUCCUAAAGAAGAGGAGAAACCCAAAGCUGCUCCCUCCUCAUUUGCCCCUCAGGGAUUUGUGUUCCAGGCUCCUGAUGGGCUGAGGUCCUUCCAGCCUGAACCUCUCUCGCCGCGUUCAGCCAGUGCUUUCCUCUCACCAAGCUUUUUAUCUGAUCCUAGCACGGAGACCACCUUCCCCUCUCCUCCAAAAGUUGUUCCGCCCGCUCCUACUGUCUCUUCCUCUCCGCCUUCUUUAUCAACCCCUCCUCCAGAUUAUCCCUCCACCCUUCCCUCAGUAUCCUCCACUCCUCCUGCCCCAUCUACCCCUCAGCCAUCAAACUCUGCUAUGCCAUUACCUCCAUCAGUCCCUGUAGAGCCUCAACAUGAUGUUGCCUAUUUCAGGGCAGCGAUGGUCAGUGAGACGGAGCGUUUGACUGUCCUAUCUGAAUUGUGGCAGUCACGUUUCGAUGAUACUUCUAUUCCAGAGGAGACCAGAGAUCUGAUGCGUACCGCUGUGGGUCAGGCCAGAUUACUUAUGAAGGAGCGCUUCGGCCAGUUCAGCGGGCUGGUGGAUGACUGCGACUUGGGCCGUGGAGAGAAAAUAACCACUUGUACUGACUUGCAGGGAUUCUGGGACAUGGUUUACUAUCAGGUUGAAGAUGUUACCAAGAAAUUCAAUGCCUUAAAAGAGGCAGAAGCAAGAGACUGGAAGGAGGAAGCCAAACCUGCUCCCAGAAAAAGAGUGGUCAUCAAAAAGCCUCCUAUUCCAGGGGGGAAGACUGCCACGGGUGGAGGUGCCAGUGCCGCAGCUAAAGGUCGACUAGCUGCUAUAAAGGCUGCCAUGAAAGCCAAGCAGGCAGCAGAACAGAAAGCCACCGAGACCUCAGAGCGCAACCAGGAAACCCCGAGCUUGGACCCUGCCAACACAAUCCCUUUACAGACUGUGGUGUUUCAUGGAGGCUUCUUUCAGGUGGAAAGUCCAGUCAAGCCAUCUGGUGUGGUUAGACGAUCGUCUCGAAUCAGUGCGGUCAAUUCACCUCAGUGUUCCAAGUUUACUACUCCAAGCAGGCAGUGCAGAUCCAAUGCAGCUUCUCGUGCCUCGCCUCUUCCCUGCAUGCCUACCACACCUCGAAACCAUCAACCUGACGUAUUACCCGUCUCCACUCCUCAACAUGCCGAGCCACAGUCACCCAAAGCCCCACAGAUCAGCCCUGAGCACAACCAAACUUCACCAGACACGGAGCACUGUUCCAACAACCAACCUCGGUUCGAUUUAAGCCCUACCUGUACCCCUCGCAUCCGACCAGAUGUCAGCAUUGAACCAGCCAAAAGUCCAGCAGAACGAUCACAUGACUCCCCCAGCCAAUCAGAAACACAGCUUCCUGUUGCAUCUUCAGAACCAUGUCCUCGGCUUGAGGAAAGCAUUGAAGAGUCUAUGGUGUGUAGUCCAUCACCCCAAGAGAAUACAGAGGAGAAAAUGAUCUCUGAAGCGGGUUCACGUGUCCCAGUUGAAGCAGAUGCCUGUUUGGGGUCUGAAGAUGUGGAUGGUGAAGUUGCAAGCAUUUGUGGCCCCGCCUCCCCAGUCCUGACGCCUUUCACACCAAGCAAAGAUCUCAGUAAUGAUAGCUCUCCAACUAGUACGGAUGUUGAAAUGACUGGAAAUCAGGAUUCUGAGUGUGUUGCUGAUUUGGACUUUGAGCGUUACCUGCAGCCAACAGUGAGAUACAGCAUCUCUCCAGUGCCGACACUUGUAGAAGAGAGAUUCUCUCUCGGAGCAGUGGAUGCCGAGAUGGAGAGCCCAGCGGCUCAGCUAGAAGAGCGCACUCUGGAUAUUUUGGAAAUGCCUACGGCACUUCCAAGGAUGCUUUUCACACCCCAGACUGAUCAGAUGUUGGACAAUCUGUUGCUGUUCACCCCAGAGAAGAGGGACAGAGUGAGACAGUCAGUUUGUGAACGUGACCUGAUGACAUUCACGCCUCCCACACACAAAUAAGAGCACAUCCAUAUUCAUUGUCCCAGAGUGAAUUUUAUUCAUGUUAUAAGUAAAUUAGAUUAGUUUGAUACUUACUUAUUCAGUGUUUUGACACAAUUUUUUGUACUUUAUAAUGAGGACAUUUAGAUCCAGUUAUAUAUCUAUGCAGGUUU